Molecule: messenger RNA, 2253 nt
Organism: Exophiala aquamarina CBS 119918
Lineage: Eukaryota; Fungi; Ascomycota; Eurotiomycetes; Chaetothyriales; Herpotrichiellaceae
Exons: 3
Source: RefSeq, a predicted model, not a curated record
ACAGGUGAUAACGUUGGUAUAGCAGCCAUUGGCCAAACUUCUACCUACAGCUCGCAUACUCUUCGUCAAGGCGACGCAGUUGGAAGUGUGAUUGAUCACAAAUCGCAGGAUCCAACCACCUACAAGAUGCCGGAACACACUUUCGGUCAAGGUACCAGUGCUUCUGGCGAAAAGUCAACCUCUGGAGUUCCCGCUGGAGCGGCUGGCACUGCCGCUUCUCGUGCUUUCAACAAACACAAUGAUCAAAGCACCGAUAUAGCUGAUCUACCUCUAGCUUCGAAUAUUCCAGGCGCCUUUCCUAAGGAAUCUGCGCACGAUACUGUCACUCUCCCACCAGUAAACCGACCGAUCGACCAUGAAGCUGGUAGAGCUGCUCCAAUCUCUACUGAAUCAAACAGUGCCGCUGCCCCCGCAAGAACUGAACCUAAUCAGACAGGUACUUUCGGUAGAAUUUUGGGUGCUGUGGGUCUUGGAGGCGCUGCUGCUGGCACCGGCAUUGCGGCGUCCAAGGCCGCUGAGGAUAGGUCUCAAGCGGUAAUAGAUACUCCUGAACAGCCAACAACUACCACUGGCGUAGGAUCAUAUACUGCUCCAACUCAGUCAGGACCAUCACCCUCGCACCAUCGCAAGGAGAGUAUCCCUACAACUGCAUAUCCAGCUGGGCCUGGCUCGCCCUCGCCCAUUCAUGCUCCUGUUGGUGGAACCAGAGGAUCCACUGCAAGCGAAGACAAGAGCCAUGCUGGCCGUAAUGCUGGUCUUGCCGCCGCCGGUCUGGGUGCUGGAGCAGGUGCGCUCGGUGCUCAUGAAUAUGGAAAGAGUAGAGAAGGUCCUGCUGAUACACCGACGUCUUCCACUUUGUCAGGAACCCUGCCAACCAUGGACUCUGCCCUGCCAAAUAGUGGCCAGACUACGUCGGCCUUCCCAAGCAAUUCCCAAAGCACAACGUCUUCUGCGCUCCCCUCUUCCACUAGGACGGGGACGGAACAAGGUGUCCCUCGCGAUCAACAUCUUACAACUUCAGGACAAGACCAACAGGCUAGUGGAUACGGCAAGACCGCUGCCGCAGCAGGCCUUGGAGCUGGUGCCGGUGCAGCUGGAGUUUCAGCUUUGCAGCAUGAUAGAAAGCCUGAUUCUACAGACCGGUUUGCUGAGCAGCCAUGGCAAUCCAACCAAACUCCCAGCCACCCAUCUACUGGUGGAACAAGCGAUCUUGUCCGCGAGCAAGCCUCCAGCCAAACACCAGUGACUUCAGCAAUAGGUACCUCUUCGACUGAUCCUACAACAGGUGACAGCCACGCAGGGCGUAAUGCUGCUCUUGCAGGAGCUGCUGGUGCUGGGCCCGGGGCCUAUGGUGCUCAUGAAUACGGUAAACGCUCCGCAGGGCAAGAUGCCGCCAACCAACCAUCCACUGGUGGAACAAGCAACCUUGUUCGCGAGCAAGCUGCCAGCCAAACACCAGUUACAUCUACAAGAGACAAUGUCGGCACCGGCCCAACAAAAGAUGACAGUCAUACAGGACGUAACGCUGCUCUCGCAGGAGCUGCUGGUGCUGGAGCUUAUGGUGCUCAUGAGCACAGCAAACACCAGGCCGAGGAAGAUGCUCCCCGGAGGCAGAAAGACCUCGCCGAGCAGGAAGCUGCCCGUCAGAAACAAUUCGAGAGGGAUCAAAAGGCGGCUGAGAAGCAGGCACACAAGGAAGAAAAGCAGCACGAGAAGGACUUGAAGAAACAAGAGAAGGCCGAAGAAAAAGCUCACCAGAAGGACCACAAAAAGGAAGAAAAGGCCCACGAUAAGGCGGUGGCCAAGGAAGAGAAACACCACCAGAAAGAGCUAGAUAAGGAAGACGAAGCUGAACACAAGCGCCGUGAGAAGGAGGCAGCUGCCCUCGCAGGGACCGCUGGCGCCGGAGGUGCAGCAUACGCAGCUCAUCGUCAUGACGCCGAUGCGAAUAACAAGGGCAAGCUCUCCAGCGAGAAUGACCAUGAGCGCAACAAGCUCCACAAAGAUGCACCAGAAAAGAAACCGAGCCUUUUCAAACGAAUCUUCAGGCGCAGAAAGAACAAGGACACAGGCGACAGCGAAGAGUAUAGCACCGAUGAAGAAGACAACACCGGCUCAACUGGGACCACCGCCGCGGGGUUAAGCGCUGGUGCUGCUGGGGCAGGUCUAGCAGGCUCAAAGUCAGACAAGGGCUACGACGUGGCAUCUGGUGGCCCGCAGAAACCAUCUUACAACCCUCUGCACAAAGAUGAC